UGUAUUUAGAGGUAAAGUGGUGCUUCAAAGUUAUAAUUUCCUUGUCGAUUUCUAACUUAACCCUGGAACUGGACUCACAUAUUUGAGCCACUACAUUCAGUGCUCUCUGCCUUGCUUCUUAUUAGGUUUUAGUUUUUAGUGUGUAGUCACAACUUUGUGUAUUUCUCUGACGUCGCUUCAUGAGGGACCUUGAUUUUGAAUUGAAAUUUUCAGCUACUAUUUGAAGAUACAGUAUGUCAAUAAGCCCACACUCCCGAGGGACGACAGGAGACAGGAGUCAUAGUCAAAUCUUUCAGGUGCCACUUACCUCAGAAUUGACCAGGACUCUGCCCAGGAGCAGUGGACGCUUCGGGACCUUGAGUCAUCACUCGUUCUUCUCCCGACACAACCCUCAUCCACACAGGAUGAGACAUAUUCAAGGACUCAAUGGCAGACCUGUCUGCAUGGUGAGAGACGAUUGGUUUGUCAGCUCGUCCUUAUUUCCUCACCCACUUCUCAAGAGCCGCGUCCUCAGGAAAGCGGCUGAGCCAUCCUUUGCGUUUCCACUUGUCAGUGGCCACAAAAACAAGUCAGCCUCGUUCUCAGAGGCAUGGAGGGACGAACUUAAAGAACUCGCUGCGAGAGUCAGCUUGUGUUCUCGCGCACAGAAGGACAACAAAGAGGAGCAACCAGAGGGAGACUUUGUCCGUCGGAAGACACAAUAUUCUGCUAAAACUGGGAGAAUCAUCCCUCUGCCCACCAAGUCUUACCAGGGCAGAUUCCAUUCACAACACCCAGCUUAUCCUCAGCCCUUUCACGAUCAAGACCUCAUGGUGUUGGAGCUUCUGUGUCAGAUCCUGCAGACCGAUUCUUUGUCCACAGUCCAGCAGUGGCUGCUGCUCGCAGGUCAAAGGGAGAAAGACCUGGUGAUGGGGAUGAUCAAACAAGCUCUGGACAGUGUCGACGUCGCAGGCCAUCACCUGCCCAACUUCCAACACCAGGCUUUUAAUCCCGGUGCAUCUCCACCACUGAACGGUCCGUCACUGGAUCAGCUGUGGAGACAACCACAGAGAACGUGCUCAAACCGAAUGGGUCGAAUGUCUGGUGACAACAAACCCGACAGGAUUGGGGAUGCAGAGGUCCUUGAAGUCCAUACAGCUACAGCUCAUCAUCAUCACGAUAAUGACUGUGACAUGGUUUCCUUUCAGUGAGAAAUGAUUGGUUCUCCGUCGUCGUGCCUUUGUGGAUGAAGUACAAAGUGCUCUCGCUGCAUAGUACCUGCUGAAGCACUGUGUUUACAAAAGUUGGGGAAAAAAUGUCAGGUUUUUGUUUUGUUGCGUCUUAACAAAAU
Molecule: messenger RNA, 1330 nt
Organism: Solea senegalensis (Senegalese sole)
Lineage: Eukaryota; Metazoa; Chordata; Actinopteri; Pleuronectiformes; Soleidae
Gene: tbata
Product: thymus, brain and testes associated
Exons: 8
Coding region: 234-1190 (318 amino acids)
Source: RefSeq, a predicted model, not a curated record